This is a messenger RNA of Schizophyllum commune H4-8, 303 nucleotides long. RefSeq lists its product as uncharacterized. The annotation marks the transcript as partial. The record is from RefSeq and is a predicted model, not a curated record. The transcript has 2 exons. NCBI's taxonomy places the organism in Eukaryota, Fungi, Basidiomycota, Agaricomycetes, Agaricales, Schizophyllaceae.
CUCGACAUCGAUAAUCCCUGCUGGGACGACCUCCGGUUUGAUUCCGCUGAUGUUGGGGCGCCCCCUUGGAUGGCGGACGACAACGUGCGAAAGGCGAUUCGCGGCGUCCUGUUACGUGACAGGUGCGCUGAGGAGGAGGCGCGCCUCGCGCACGAGCGGGAAAACGUCCUGCAGUGGUUUGAGGAGGAGUGGAUGUCAUUGCGAGCAGCGAUGGCGGUCGCUAUUGGAGUGCCAGAUGCCCCAGCUCUUAUUCAUCAACUUGAAGGCCGCCGGCGGGCUUUCCUGCGCUUGGCCGUCCAAUGG